Ascochyta rabiei is the source of this 996-nucleotide messenger RNA. RefSeq names its product Replication termination factor 2. Lineage: Eukaryota; Fungi; Ascomycota; Dothideomycetes; Pleosporales; Didymellaceae. The record is from RefSeq and is a predicted model, not a curated record. The transcript is spliced from 2 exons. Gene Ontology annotation, cellular component: nucleus. The coding region runs from base 1 to 996 and encodes 331 amino acids. Gene Ontology annotation, biological process: site-specific DNA replication termination at RTS1 barrier; mitotic DNA replication termination.
AUGGGCAACGAUGGCGGCUCCAUCCCCAAGCGCCGCGAACUCGUAAAAGAAGCCGCCAAAGCCCUCACCACGACCCAAGCAAAAGAGCAGCUUACCGAGCAACAAGAGUACCACUGGUCGACCUGUCCACUCUCACGGAGACCACUCGCCACACCCGUAGUCAGCGAUGCCGCAGGCACACUCUACAACAAAGACUCCGUCAUCGAGUUCCUGCUGACAGAGGACGGCCGCGAGAAGGAGGAAGCGGGCAAAGUCGCGGACGUCAAGUCUGAAGGGCGGUUUGCCGAGUUGGGCAGCACAGGGAAUCGAGUCAAGGGGCUGAAGGACGUCGUGGAGGUCAAGUUCGAGGUUGGCGCGAGCGAGCCGCGAGAAGGGAGUGGGAGGAAGGAGAAUUGGGUUUGCCCGAUUACUGGGCGCGAACUGGGGCCAGGCGCAAAGGCGGUGUACAUUGUGCCGUGUGGGCAUGCAUUUGCUGGGAGUGUGGUCAAGGAGGUUGCGGGAAGUGUGUGCUUGCAGUGCAAUGAGCCGUAUGCGGAGAACGACGUUAUACCUAUCCUGACCACCGUACCGACCGAUCUUGCGCGGUUGAACUUGAGAAUCAAGACGCUGAGGGAGAAGGGCCUUACACACGCGCUAAAGAAGGCGUCAGGAAGCAAGAAGCGCAAGAAGAAUGCCGACAAAGAAACAAACGGCGACUCUGUACCCACCGGAUCGAACGGCACAACUGCGAAAUCCAAGCCGACGUCUGACGAAGACAACAAGUCGAAGGUCAACGCGAACGACGAGAGGAAGGAUGGCACAGACAACGGCAUCAAGAAUUCGGCUACAGCGUCGCUGACACGCAAGGUCAUGGAAGAGCAGGAAGAAAGGAACAAGAGACGCAAACUCGCGCAGAACGAGCACGUCAAGAGUCUGUUCAACACGAGUAGUAACAAGCCAAGUGCAGGAAACAGUGCGGACUACAUGACAAGAGGGUUCAGUAUUGGGAAGAAAUGA